AUAAUUAAUUCCAAGAAACUACGUAGACAUAAUCGAACCAAGCCAACUGAUCAGUCGUCACAAAGCAACCAUGCUCAUCCAACUCCAACAGAUAAGAGUGAUGGUGAACUCACCGUACGAAAUCCAACUCCUGAAAAUAUACAAAACAAUCAUUGGGAUGAAACAGGCAAACUAGAAACAAAUCAACCCUUUUCAACAAUGACUGUCACCAACAACAGUAAUAAUAAUAGUAAUCAUGAUAAAUCAUUGCCUCAGUCGAUCAAUUGUAUCACCACUCCAACUACUACUACUACUCAUCAAGAAUUGUCACAUAAUAAAAAUUCACAUUUAACUACUUGGAAUCCAGAAAAUCUACGACCUAUAUCUGAUUUAGCUACAUAUACAGUGAAAUCGAAUUCAUCAUUAUCUAUGACUAGACCAUGUUCACAUACAGAAUCAAUCACAAAUACUAACAGUGAAGAAUUGUCAUCAUGUCAUGUUAG
Schistosoma turkestanicum is the source of this 482-nucleotide messenger RNA. Lineage: Eukaryota; Metazoa; Platyhelminthes; Trematoda; Strigeidida; Schistosomatidae. The record is from the annotation of a GenBank genome assembly.